This is a messenger RNA of Babesia sp. Xinjiang, 1758 nucleotides long. RefSeq lists its product as uncharacterized. The record is from RefSeq and is a predicted model, not a curated record. The transcript has a single exon. Bases 1 to 1758 code for a protein of 585 amino acids. NCBI's taxonomy places the organism in Eukaryota, Apicomplexa, Aconoidasida, Piroplasmida, Babesiidae.
AUGCAUUGCUCAUCAUCAAUGCCUGUUCUACAACGUUUGAGGAAAUGUUUCCUCCUGCUUUGUUUGUGUCUGACAGUACGGAGAGAAUUCGUAUGCGUGGUGAACGCGGUGGAUGUAACGAAAUUCGCAGACACCGCAGUUACGUUAAUGAAUGAAAAACGCAAGGCAAUUGUUGAACAAGUUAUCAGACUACAAGCACUGAUACAUCACUGUGUCAGCCAUCAUAAGUCUUUGUUGAACCACUGCAAGCAUUAUGAGGAAUAUGAUGGCGAGGAUAGUGAGAAAUUAAUGCUCAAGGGAGAGUGCCACCGCCUGAACACGUACUUUGGAGAAAACACACGAGACCUUGAUGCUUACGUCCAACUGGGGGACGUGCCACGAGAAUAUCUACAACUUUGUGAACAAACUGACCUAAAACCUGAUGAAAAGGAAGUUAUGCUGUCCAAAAAAUGGAGGAGUAUGUGGAAGAAACAAACGCUACCCAGUAAGGCAGUGAUUGAAAGGUUGAUAGGGAAACUUGUUGUAUAUGUCGAAGACUCUCACCAUUUGUUACUUAAAAUCCUUCAUGCCGAUUUUAGGCAUUCAAAAGGUGAAGGGGAAACAAUGAAUACGAAAAUAUCAACAGCAGCGGAUGCUAUGGAUGCUAUGCGUACCUCAAACGGCUACCACGUAUCUAGGGAUGCGUUGGAACCCCCUUCAUCAGAUCCCACAGAAAUUCCGGAAAUGAACGUACCUGUCGAUGCCGCAGAGGCGACAGCAGAUGAUGGUUGUGAGCUCGAAGAAAAGGACAAAGUUGUUCCUGGGAUGAUUGAACCCUCAACUGUGGUUCCUGAAUCUCCAGCUUCUGAAGAUAUGGCCGAGGAUGUUGAACCCUCAACUGUGGUUCCUGAAUCUCCAGCUUCUGAAGAUAUGGCCGAGGAUGUUGAACCGCUACUUGUAGAUGAUAGGCUUACAAUAGCUGAAGAUGCUGCUGGACAGCAGACAGGCGCACUCGCAACGUCUGAUGCGACACCAACAGGUAGUAUCUCGACAGGGGACUCCUCUCCCCAGAAACGCGAUAUAGAUGCUUUUGACAACUACAAGCAGACUCUAUUAAAGCUGUAUAAUGUCCAUUAUUCUGUGAAGCAAAUUAUGGAUAUUGUGCUAAAGGUUGUGUUGGAAGAUUCGAAGAAUGGCUCCGCUGCAUCGGAUAGCAAAGCGUUGCUGCGCAACGAAAAAGCCGCAGAGCUCAUGAAACGCGUGGACGAUCUGUAUUCUAAAUACACCAUAUACGACAGCAUGUAUAAAUUGUACAAUGAUUACAAUUAUUACAUGUCCAAAUUGCAAAGUGCAGAGACGGAAUUCGACCAACACCGAUAUUUGUCUGAACUUGAAGACAUACGGCGAAUAUUCGAGAUUCAGGAUCUGCAUGAUGACCUCAGCAAAUUAGGAUCGUUUCACAAAAUGUGUAAUGAUGUCUUCGCUGAGUGCCAGGAACUGGAAGGGGAACUAGAGGAAGGUGAGGUGCAAUACUGCAAGAUGGAAGACAAAGCCACACAGAUGGCUACAAUGGGCGCAAUAUUGCCUACUGUACCUUCAAACGGGCUUCCACGUGAUGUAGCGUCUGGUGGAUCUACUCCGGAAGCGGAUGCCGCGGGACCCGAUGCCAAAAAGAUCAGGCAUCCUGUCCCACGUACUAGGCGUAGGUCGGGAUUCUCUACUCUCAACCUAGUGGCUGUGAACAUUAUUACUUUCCUACAGCUUUUCGCGUUGGUGUAA